AUGGACCCAAAAAGCGAACUGGAUGAAAAAUAUGAAGGAUUCAACGACUAUGAAUACGCUUACGAUAUGCAGAAUGUCCUUAACGACAAAGUUUUCCAACAAGCUGUAACGCGAUCGAGUUAUGGACGAAGACCGUUUACUGGAAAUCGAAUUCUUUCAACGGCUACAAGACCGUCGACGUCAGCAGCUCGAAACUUACCGUCCUCUGGAGUUCGUAGCCUGUUAACAAGCAGUGGUAUUAUGCACACAUCAGCAGUUCCUAGAAAAAAUGCUUUUGCACCACGACCGCUAACAGCAGUUCGAGGAGCCGGUUACACUUCAGAAAAAAAAUAUUUUAUCGACGGUCAAGUCAGUAUUUCAGAGGCGGUUGGAGAAAUCAACACUGAAAAAACAGUGGAGGAGAGCAACGAGGACAAAUGCCGACAAUUAGAAGAUGAAGUCAACUUGCUUUUGGAAGAGAGCAUUAAAGCAUGGGAGAAGAAAGAAUUUAAACUUGCACUGGAAAAAGCAAAACAGGCAGGCCGUAAAGAGCGGUUAGCGGUCAGAUUAAGAGAACAAUUGUCCGUUGUUGAACAGCUCAAUCUGGACUUGACCUUUACAGUAUUGUUAAACCUUGCGCAUCAGUAUAUGGCAAACGACUUGUUAACAGAAGCACUGAAAACUUACCAGAUGAUUGUGAAGAAUAAAAUGUUCAGCAACACUGGACGAUUGAAGGUGAACAUCGGAAAUAUUUAUUUUCGAAAAAAGGACUACGACAAGGCAAUUAAAUACUACAGAAUGGCACUAGACCAAGUGCCGAAUUCCCAGGCAAGUACAAGAAUGAAGAUUCUAAACAAUAUUGGGGUUGCAUUCAUUAAACUCGGUGAAUAUGAGGAAGCUGCAAACACCUUCGGAUAUUGCAUGGAAGAGCGCGCAGAUUACGGUACAGCACUGAAUCUAAUACUCACCGCAUACUGCCUCGAAAAUGUGGAUAAAAUGAAAGAAUCAUUCCAGCAGUUGGUUGACAUUCCACGUUUUGUUGACGAUGAACCAAAAUACAUUGAACAUGAAGACUUUCUGUUGUCUAAAACUAUCAGCACUGAUCUCCUAAAGCAGUGGGAGCGUGAAAGGAGAAAAGUUGCCGAAAAAACUGUCCUAACGGCUGCAAAAGUCAUAGCACCUGCUAUUGCACCGAACUAUGCUGAGGGUCACGCGUGGUGUGUGGAGAUUACCAAGCAAUCCGUUUAUGCAUCCUUAGCGAUGGAACUGGAACUAAAUAAAGCCAUCGAUUUGCUGCGUCAAGGACAACUAGAAACAGCCUCUCAGGCAUUAAUGGUGUUCAAUAAUAAGGACAGCAAAAUUGCCAGCGUUGCUGCAAACAACCUUGCAGUAAUGAAUUAUUUGCAAGGUUCCCAGAAUUAUGAAGAAGCUGUGGAGUUUUGUGAGCAGUCUUUAAACGUCGACAGAUACAAUGCAAAUGCGUUGGUCAAUAGAGGCAACAUUUAUUUUGCAAACAACGACUACGAGAAAGCGUUCCAGUACUACAAAGACGCUCUUAGCAACGAGGUGAAAGCAACAUGUGUCCAGGCGCUGUACAACAUGGGACUGAUAACAAAGAUGGAAGGUCGGCUGAAGGAAACGUUAGAAUAUUUUUACAAACUACACAACCUCUUGUUCAGCAAUGUCGAAGUGCUUUGCCAACUUGCUUCCGUUUAUGAGAUGAUGGGCGAUAGUGCACAAGCUUUGGAACUCUACAGCCAAGCUAACAGUUUGGCACCGUCAGAUCCAUCAAUAUACGCAAAACUCGCAAGCCUUUACGAAAACGAAGGAGAUAAAAGCCAGGCCUUUCAGUGCUACUCUGAUAGCUACCGCUACUUUCCAUCAAAUAUUAACAUUAUCGAAUGGCUCGGUGCACAUUACGUCGAGACUCAAUUCCCCGAAAAAGCAGUCAUUUAUUUUGAGAAAGCAGCCAUUAUGCAACCAAAUGAAAUCCGAUGGCAGCUGAUGAUGGCCUCAUGUCAUCGCCGUGCAGGAGACUACCAAAAAGCUCUUAACGUUUACAAGACGGUACACAGGCGCUUUCCUGACAAUAUAGAAUGCCUUAAAUUCUUAGUCCGCAUAAGUACUGACCUAGGAAUCCCAGAGUCAAAAGACUACAAACAAAAGGUACGAUAUUUUUUCUUGAACAUUUUUGCUUCUAGUCCUGCUGAAAAUCUACGACACCUUAGGAUGCAACGAGUAACAGAUUCCAGUCACGGGAAAAGGGCUUUAAUUAAUUCUGCUCCGCAUGAAUCGACAUCAACAUCACGUAGCACUGACCACAAUUACGAAGACCCGAUAGGUCUAGCUCCAGAAAGACCAAAAACAAGUAAGGGUCAAAAAGGGCGCAACCUUGAAGAAACUUUGGAGAAUGAGGAGAUUGAUGAGAACUUUCUACCAGACUGA
Enterobius vermicularis (human pinworm) is the source of this 2424-nucleotide messenger RNA. NCBI's taxonomy places the organism in Eukaryota, Metazoa, Nematoda, Chromadorea, Rhabditida, Oxyuridae. The record is from the annotation of a GenBank genome assembly.